GCAGUUUUGUUUUGCGCUACAUCUUGACAUCAUGCUGAAGUCCGGUUUGAUUUUGUUAAAUUUAUUUGCCGCCAUUCAAGGCAGGGUAAUCGAAAAUGAUAACACCCGUAUUGUGAAUGGAGAAAAUGUCAGCCUUGGCGAAAUCCCUUACCAGGUAUCUUUACAACGAAAAGUAGAUAACUUUCACUUCUGUGGUGGAUCUGUUCUGAAUAAAAACUACAUCAUCACAGCAGCCCAUUGUGUUUCCGGUACUAAUCCCGAAACUAUCCAAGUCAUUGUCGGCACUCUCAACUUAGAUGACCCACAAGCAGUUUACUUUGCAUCAAAAAUAACCGUGCACGAAGCUUAUUCGCCUUCUAAUUCAUACAAAAACGACAUUGCCUUGAUCAAGGUUCAAUCUCCAAUCAAAUUCAGCAAGACAGUAUCCACUGUUAUUUUACCGAAAGCUAACGCUGUCAUUGAUGCUGAUAAGCAUGCUGUGGUUUCUGGCUAUGGUCAUUUAUACCAAAAUGGCCCUACACCAAAAGAUUUGCAAAAAGUUGGAGUAUUGAUAGCUGACCAACAAUACUGCAACAAUGUUUACACGAAGUUGGGCGAAAAAGUUCACGAGACUCACAUUUGUGCUCAUGAUCCCGUCGUCGAACAUGGAUCGUGCCAGGGAGACUCUGGUGGUCCUCUGACUGUUGAUGGAGUUUUGGUUGGACUUGUUUCUUGGGCUCUUGGCUGUGCUCAAGUCAACUACCCUACAGUUUUCACAAGGGUCUCUGAAUACAUCGAUUGGAUCGAAAGGAACAGUCAAUAAGUGUACAGUUAAUAUUUUGCGAAGGUUCAUUUCAACUUGGCCAGUGAUUUUUAUGAAUAUUAAAUCACUGUCUGUCACAUUUUUUACCACACCUUUUUACAAUCAUCAACAAACAAAAUUAAUAAGGCGCCUCUUAACCAAUCUAAAAUGUUUUUAUCCCUAUUUAUCUAUAUCAGCACCUUUAUCAUAUGGGUAUGUCAAAUAAAGUGAGAGCCAUUAACACGUGUCAGAUCGAACAUGUAUUUGUGACACACAUUCACCACAAACAUAGUUUCAAGAAUAAAUGAGACAUUGAGUUUGGUGCAUAAAAUCUAAGAAAUGAUAAUAUAUUCUGCUAACGUUGAGAUUAUAUUUCUGUGAUUAAAUCUAGAGCAAAAGCAAAGCUCUUUAUUUACUUGCAAAAAAAAAAUAAAUAAAUAAAUAAAUAAAAAUAACACCUGAAUUGU
Molecule: messenger RNA, 1248 nt
Organism: Nasonia vitripennis (jewel wasp)
Lineage: Eukaryota; Metazoa; Arthropoda; Insecta; Hymenoptera; Pteromalidae
Gene: SP72
Product: serine protease 72
Exons: 7
Coding region: 32-802 (256 amino acids)
Biological process (GO): proteolysis
Molecular function (GO): serine-type endopeptidase activity
Source: RefSeq, marked validated